This is a messenger RNA of Helianthus annuus (common sunflower), 1074 nucleotides long. RefSeq lists its product as uncharacterized. The record is from RefSeq and is a predicted model, not a curated record. The coding region runs from base 40 to 729 and encodes 229 amino acids. NCBI's taxonomy places the organism in Eukaryota, Viridiplantae, Streptophyta, Magnoliopsida, Asterales, Asteraceae. The transcript is spliced from 4 exons.
CACUUUCUUCUCUCAUUCUUCCACAUCCUGGCCCCAAAGAUGGCAUCUCUUUUUCGGUGCAAAUGUUUGGUGUUAUUCACCGAUCUCACAUCACAAACGGGUCUGGCUAAUCAUUUAGGAGUAGACUAUAGCAUGUUGAUUGUUCAUGGCGUUUCAAGGGCUCAAUUGAGAAAGGUUCUUUCAAACGGAGACAUAGAAACCUAUAAUAAAUGCAGAGCUAUGGCAGAGAGAAGUGAAUACCCUCCUUUACGCAUCGUCUACGAUCCCUAUGAAGGGGGUGAAAUCAACGGGUGGGCUGUGGUUGACCCUGCUCGGAAUUUCAUGGACUCGAAAACAAGAAAUUGCUCAGUUGGUACCUGUGAUUUUGUUGGAAAUUAUUAUCAACUAACAGAACAUGCCAGCUGUGUACACCCAGGUGUUAGGCCAACAGAUGUAGACCCUGAACGCGAACUUGAGUGGAGAAGGUUGGAAGAAGAUAUGGUGCAACAAGACCUGCUCAGUAUGCAGUUGGAGUCGGAUCAUGCCGCUGAAGUCAUUGUUGGUAAGCCUGAUCUCCCUCUCCCGAUUUGGGAUUCUGAUUACGCGAUAUUUGUUGGUACUUUAGAAGCAAAUCUUGAAAAUGUUUUAUCUGAGUUUGAUUUGUCUUCUGGCGAUGUCACUCGGAUUUGGCAUCUUUGGUAUAGCAUGCCGGAUAGUUCAUCUUCAGAUGAAUCAGACAGUGAUUUGUGAAUGUAGUAUGUCAAGAGAGAAUGCCCGAACCACAAGAAGCAGAACCCCUACACAUGUCAGACAGAGAUCAAAAAGUUCACCAAGUUCACAUAACCGUCAAGAAUAGGUAACUACAUUGGUUGAGUUCCAUGAGCUUAGCUCAAACCCGCCUUAGCUUUUAUGUUGAUUUCUCUUGGGUUAUUCUGGGCCAGAUAUUGUUUGAAUCCUAUGUUAAUAGUGUCAGAUGUCUUUAGAUCUGUUGCUAGUAUACUGGUACUUUGAUGAUCUGUUUUUGUAUUUUAUUUUGUUUUCUUGGCUGAUUUUCAUUUUGAUUUAAUUGUACAACUUGUAUGGGUUCAUUUUAAA